AGAAUACGGAAGCUCAUUUGACGAGAAGGUUUUCGGGGUGUGUCAGUCAACCUGUAAAUAAUAUAGCUGAUGUCUGAAGUCUUCCUGUGACGGAAAGACUCCUGAACACUCGUGGUCUAUCAGAAAACUACACAAUGGCAUCACCAACCCCUCUGUCCAAGGCCAACACCACCUUCGCUCUGGCUUUGCUCAAAAAGCUGGGCGAUAACGACAAUACCGCAAAUAUCUUCUACUCCCCUUUCAGCAUCUCUUCAGCCCUGGCUAUGGUGAUGCUGGGGGCUGGGGGCAACACAGCUGCACAGAUGUCAGAGGUGCUCUGCUUUACUGAGGCACAGAAGAAGCAGCAGAUACCGAUGGGAAUGCAGCAACAGGUCGACUUCAUGCUGCCAGCAUUUCUGCAAAAGUGCCUGAAAACCAAGGACUGUCAUGAUGAUGUCCAUGUGAGCUUCGCCCAACUGCUGAGCGAGCUCAACAAGGCUGACGCUCCGAACACCCUCAGUGUUGCCAACAGGCUGUACGGGGAGCAGUCCUACCAGUUUGUUGAGGAUUUCUUAGGAAAAACCAAGAAGCACUACAGCGCAGAGCUGGAGUCUGUGGACUUUGUAACCAGCUCAGAGGCGGCCAGGCUCAACAUCAACAGCUGGGUGGGCGAGCAGACACAAGGCAAAAUUAACAAUGUGCUGGCUGAGGGUGUGGUGGACAACAUGACCAGGCUGGUGCUGGUCAAUGCCAUCUACUUCAAAGGCAACUGGAACAGGCAGUUUCAGAAGAGUUCCACACGUGAGACUGAGUUUAGACUCAACAAGAAUGACACCAAGAAAGUGAAGAUGAUGCACCAGAAAGCCAAGUUCCCUUUCACCUACAUCCCUGAAGCUGAAUGCCAGAUCCUUGAGAUGCCAUACAAAGGAAAGGAGCUCAGCAUGCUCAUCUUUUUACCCAAUAGUAUGGAUGACAAUACAACAGGUCUGGAGAAGCUGGAGAAGCAGCUGACCUAUGAGAACUUUGUGGAGUGGACUCGUCCAGACAUGAUGGAUAAUGUUGAGGUCCAGGUGGGACUUCCUCAGUUCAAGAUGGAAGAGUUUUAUGACCUGAAGAAUGUCCUGGUCAGCAUGGGCAUGGCGGAUGCCUUCGACAUGACGAAGAGUGACUUCUCUGGCAUGUCUCCCUCCAACGAGCUGGUACUGUCAAAGGUCGUCCACAAGGCUUUUGUGGAGGUCAACGAGGAGGGAACUGAGGCUGCUGCUGCCACUGCUGCCGUCAUGAUGCUGCGCUGUGCCAUGCGAAACGCCUUCGUCGCAGACCACCCCUUCCUCUUCUUCAUCCGACACAACCCCUCCAUGAGCAUUCUCUUUGCUGGCCGAUACUGCUCCCCUGAGUGAGCAGUGGUUCUCAAUGGGGACAACAUAUUUACAACACAUUUACUAUUGCAACAGUAUAACAUUUAAUUUUGUAUUAUUGGAUAGAUGUUGAGAAUCACCACUCGAGUUUCCUAUAGCUAAUCACACCCUGAGUUCCCGUCCUAUAUUUCCAACACCAGAAUGAUGAGUAAAAACUGUGGUGUUGGAUUUUCUUAACUGUGUCUUCUUGUCUGAAUCACUUCUUACACGAGUGAAUGAAUGAUGACUCUGUUUAUCCUGAAUAUCAGGUUCUUGCAUUGGUUUACUUUGUUUUUGUAAUGCAGGUAUGGCCCUAAUUGCUGCACCCUAACGCCCGACCCUAGGUAAUCUAUAACAAUGAAGUCUGGUUUAUCUUAUCUUAAACCUUACACCCUUUGAAAUUAUUUGCCUUUAUCACAAUUUCUAUUAUGCCUCUUUUCUUUCAAUCUCCAGCACAGAACUGUACUUGUAUACUAUAUGAAUAUGUAUAUGACUGUUGCAAGAUUCACUGCACUGUAUCUACAGUACAAGCAAUUUCACCGUUUCAUAUAUUCAGCUAACCAAAGAGAAUAAUGUGAUGAAAUCACACUGUCUGAUAUAUAUAUAUCCUUGGUAUUGGAAUUAUAAUCAAACAAAUGCAGUUGUUUGUAAUUGUGACAUUAUGCAUAUAUUAAAUAUAGAAUAUACAAAACCUAGAGCUUACACAAAGGUUUGAACUGGCAUGGAGUCCAGGUAAUGUUUAUGUAUCUUUAUGCUUUUUCAUGUGGAAUAAAAGUGUGUGUGCUUCACAAA
This is a messenger RNA of Cottoperca gobio, 2168 nucleotides long. RefSeq names its product leukocyte elastase inhibitor-like. The transcript has 10 exons. Gene Ontology annotation, biological process: negative regulation of endopeptidase activity. NCBI's taxonomy places the organism in Eukaryota, Metazoa, Chordata, Actinopteri, Perciformes, Bovichtidae. Gene Ontology annotation, molecular function: serine-type endopeptidase inhibitor activity. Bases 135 to 1379 code for a protein of 414 amino acids. The record is from RefSeq and is a predicted model, not a curated record.